AUGGGCAACGGCGCCAAGGCACAGCAGAAGCGUGAGCGCAACAACGAGAAGGGUGGAAAGGCUGCCAAAUCGCAGCUCAAAGUGAACGCCCAGGCAAUGGACAUCCAGUGCCAGAUCUGCAAGUCGACAUUCUUGAAGACCACAAAGGCUCCCGCACUUCUGGAACACGCCCAGAAUAAGCACAGCAAGGGCUUGCCCGAGUGUUUCCCGACUUUCGUCGCCAGCUCAUAA
Messenger RNA from Trichoderma breve, 231 nucleotides. RefSeq names its product zinc-binding domain-containing protein. The coding region runs from base 1 to 231 and encodes 76 amino acids. NCBI's taxonomy places the organism in Eukaryota, Fungi, Ascomycota, Sordariomycetes, Hypocreales, Hypocreaceae. The transcript has 4 exons. The record is from RefSeq and is a predicted model, not a curated record.